AUGUUACCGCACGAUAUGAGCUAGAUUGGCAGGCGGAUCUACCUAUCAGGCCGAUAUUUAUUUUAAAACAGGACAUCUCCUUUGGAAACACCACCGCCUCCCUUGCAUCUGCCUAUCAGGAGCAGCAGUAGUCCCCAAUGCACAUUUGCGCUCGCCUCUGUGUUUUUGUUUGAUGACUGGACGCGGAGUAGCAGACACACUUAGCAACGAACGGGUGAGACUAGAGGGGCGCACCGAGGUUUGCAACUCAACCGCUGCGCCUGCGGAAAAGGAUUCGAGAACCGGUAUAAACAGCCAAACGUCUGAUUCAGCGGGCUCCUACGAGUUGGACGUCUGCAAAGCAAUGUCCUGAGAUAGGACUGCUUUUCGGCAUCCAAGGAACCGCACUUUUUCGGUAGUGUCCCGGAGAGGAGCUGGCUUGGGGUUCGCUGGCCAUCAAGAGAACAUUGGGCUACAGAGUACAGGAAAGGGGGGGGUGAAAUCCCGAGAAGUCUACGUUGUCGACCCGCUUCCUUGUGGGGAUGGUUCUUGAGGCAGAAAGAAAAAGUCUUCAGAGAAAUUCGAGGAGCACUCGGGGCGGUCAUCAGUGUCAAUCCUGUACUCGAACUGUUAUUGGCAGAAGUGCUGUUCAUGUGGACGGGUGUUUUUGUGCGUGCAGUUGACCGUUCCUGGAACUUUUGGCAGGCUGGCUAAUGUUCGCUGGCGGUGGAGAGGAGAGACAGAGACAACUGCUUUUGGGGGGGUAAAGCCGAACUAUGCAGUGGAUGGAAAAUGAGAUGAUAUGGCCAUUUUUAUCAAUUGCUAGAUAACCUUCUUUAGCAUUUUUCAAAACGUUUUUUUCCUGAAAAUAAUUUUUCACGACUUUGUACUUGACCAGAGCCCUUUGGUUUUUAAAGUAUUAUUAGCCAAUCUCACGUUUGAUAUGUGCACCACCAUAUCGAGCUGUAUGCACUGCACAUCGAUACGUUUUCUUUAACGAUUUUAUUAAGUUGUAACGUUAUUAAAUGGCAAUUCUGACCAUAUUGUAUUUGGGGACAUUAACUAUGUGUCAUGGUGUUGCUUAGUUGAUUAACUGUCCUGCGUGGAUUUGAAUGAUCAGAAUCUGGUAAUUCAGCUUGUUAGCUAGCUACAGACUGUAAUUAGCAUGUUGAUAAAUUUGGCUGAGUAGCCUACUUUUCCUUCGUUGGUCACUCUGGGAGUUCUAACGUUACACACACAGCCUCCUCAAUGCUAUCAGAAUGGAAUUUAGCAUGAUGCUCUAUGUUACAGUGUUAAUUUAGUCCAGAAAGUAACGAACUCAUUAGGCAAGUGAUCGUUGAGAAAACGGUGUGUCUGGUUCUGGUGGCCGGAAAAGAAUGCGGUUCUGCUCGGAUCGUGUGUUCACGGCUAAUCAGAACUGCUACCGUCGACUUUCUAACUUAGCUUGAUACAUGCUCAGCUAUUUUUUGUUGUGAACGUUUUUCCUACAAGUUUUUUAAAAUAAUUUUUAUUUUUGGAUGGUGGCGUCAAUCUCAAGUUCGGUCUGCAGUCAUGAUGAUAUUGAGCAGAAAACCGGAUGGUCCAAUCACAGCAGCUCGACCGGGGGACGGUCUGUAUGAUUCGUACAUGCGCACGGAUCGCGUAGUGACCGAAGACUCGCACACCAAUGCGCGGAGCCCUCCUGCUUUCCCCGCGGUAUCCAAGCACACCGGUGGAAACAAGCCAGCAAUGAAGGACCAGCAGCCGACGGGUGUCCGGGGCAACCAGGUGAAGGUCAGGUACCUGUACGAGGACUCAAGUAAGGGGAAGGCCAAUGCCCCUGCCAAAACCACGGCCUCUCUGUCCAAGGAGAAGAGCCUGGACAGCACCUGCUCGGUCAGGUCCGGCGACAGCACGGACCGGCCCGGUAAGGUGGAGCCCCUGACCCCCGAGCAGGCCCUCAAACUGCACGGGCAGCAGCUGACCGCGCUGGAGCAGCAGGAGAUCCUGGCCUACCCCGAGGUCUACUUCCUGGGGCCCAACGCCAAGAAGAGGCCGGCGGCGGCUGGGGGAUCCAACAACAACGGCUUCGAUGACGACCAGGGCGGCUACAUCCACGUGCCGCACGACCACCUGGCCUACCGCUACGAGUUCCUCAAGGUGAUCGGCAAGGGCAGCUUCGGCCAGGUGGCCAAGGUGUACGACCACAAGACGCGGCAGCACCUGGCGCUGAAGAUGGUGCGCAACGAGAAGCGGUUCCACCGGCAGGCGGCCGAGGAGAUCCGCAUCCUGGAGCACCUGCGCAAGCAGGACAAGACGGGCGGCAUGAACGUGGUGCACAUGCUGGAGAGCUUCACCUUCCGCGGGCACAUCUGCAUGACCUUCGAGCUGCUCAGCAUGAACCUCUACGAGCUCAUCAAGAGGAACAAGUUCCAGGGCUUCAGCCUGCCGCUGGUGCGCAAGUUCGGCCUGUCCAUCCUGCAGUGCCUGGACUCGCUGCAGCGCAGCCAGAUCAUCCACUGCGACCUCAAGCCCGAGAACAUCCUGCUCAAGCAGCCGGGCCGCAGCGGCAUCAAGGUCAUCGACUUCGGCUCCAGCUGCUACGAGCACCAGCGCGUCUACACCUACAUCCAGUCCCGCUUCUACCGCGCGCCCGAGGUCAUCCUGGGCGCCCGCUACGGCAUGCCCAUCGACAUGUGGAGCCUGGGCUGCAUCCUGGCGGAGCUGCUGACGGGGUACCCGCUCUUCCCCGGGGAGGACGAGGGCGACCAGCUGGCCUGCAUGAUGGAGCUGCUGGGCCUCCCGCCGCAGAAGCUUCUGGAACAGUCCAAGCGGGCCAAGAACUUCAUCAGCUCCAAGGGCCAGCCGCGGUACUGCACGACCAGCACGCUGAGCGGGGGGGGCGUGGUGCUGAACGGGGGCCGCUCGCGGCGCGGGAAGCUGAGGGGGCCCCCGGGGAGCCGCGAUUGGGCGUCGGUCCUGAAGGGCUGCGACGACGCCAUCUUCAUCGACUUCCUGAGGAAGUGCCUGGACUGGGACCCCGCCGCACGCCUCACCCCCGCCCAGGCCCUGCGCCACCCCUGGCUCUUUAAGCGCCUGCCCAAACCCCUGGUGGGGGACCGGACCCUGCCGCCCCGCCGGGGGGCCGACCACAGCUCCUCCUUCCCCAGCAUCAUGUCCAAACUGCCCCCCGCGCUCGGCCCGGCCAAUAGCAAGCUGAGGACCGCCAUGAUGGGGGACGGUGGGGGGGGCAUCCCCCUGCGCACCGUGCUGCCCAAACUGGUCACUUAGGGCUCUGCUACCCUGGUUACGGAGAGGACAGAUUACCUAAUCCAGUUUCUUUCUUUAGUGUUUUUUACGGGUGUCGGCACCCUCACAGUUUCUGUUGGUUUUAACUCGGGGGGGGGGGGGGGGUUAUGCUAAAAUAACCCCCUAUAGGUUUUUAUACCGUUUUCUCAGUCAGCUGGUUUUUCUGAAGGCCUUUGUUUUUAAGCUUUUUUUUUAACUGAUCUGUGAGGUGCGGUGUCAGACGGGAGGGUGUGGAUCAAGAGCAGUCCAGUCUUCUGACCCGCUCUUCCAUUGCAGGGAGGGCUUUCAGAAGCACGGCAUUAUGGGUGCUGUAGUAUCAUUUUAACAGCCUGGUGUUUCUGCUGUUCAGCGGUCUCAGAGCUUCAUGUUGGAUCGCUGUUUUAAAGGGCUAUAGACUGCUGUAAAUUACAGAGACUAUUAAAAACAUCCUAGGUGAUUGAAAUUGGUUAAAAUGGCAAUAUUGAUAAUUAUAUUUGUAAUAAUAUUCUACACACUUAUUUUCAUCAUAGUUGAGGCCCUACUGUUGUGACAAAUGAUUGCUUGGUUAUAGGAUGGCUUUGCAAGGCCCACACAAAUGCACACAGAAUUAGACUAUUUUCACCCAAUCAUGGCGAGUAGGCUACAUCCGUUAGCAGUCGAUGUAUAAAGAAGUCUUCCCUCUGUUUUGUUUUCUUUUACUUUUCGAAACUUGCAUGGAGGGCUGGGGUCCUUGUGUUCUGUGAUUCCUGGGGAAGGUCUGGCCUACAUGGUUUGUCAGACCCAUUUGCUUGUGGGGAAUGUCAUCGUGAAGGAAUUUAUUUCAUUUAGAAUUAGGAUUAAAAAUGUAAAGUUUGGCACGGUGGAUAUACAUGGUCCAGCUCUGGGACAGUUAGUCUUGGGGUGGGUGAGUAAGGGCAGGGCAUGUAAAUCAGCAGCUGCUGUCCAUCAUUGGUUGCCCUGGCCACGCCCACCAUAGGCGCACGGAGGGGGGGGCUGAGUGGGGGCUGGCUGUCUCACGGGCAGCGUGGCAGAUUAUAUGCACAGGGGGCCAUUUUAAAAGUGUCAGUCAGGUUGAAUUGGGGGAUUAGAUUCAGCUCAGGGACUUAGGAUGUUUUUGGAGGGGUGAGGUGUCAGAGCAUCACUCCGUUUUAUUUAGCAAUUUUUCUAAUUAAUUAAUAUAAUUACAAGAUGAUGAUGUUCACAUAUGAGGCAGCAUAGCAGACAUAACAGUAGCAAAGCAUGAUUGUUGUUGGGGGGGGGGGGGGCAUUCUAGCAAAUGAUACUCCACUAAUCAAACUGUAAUUGAUCUGGCUUGACAGCAUCGUUGGCAAAUCGAUUGAUCAACCAGCAGUUUCAAUCAGCCAAUUUGAGCAGAACUGAGUGUAGACAGGAAGAAGACCGCUCGCUGUCGGGUAAAAAUAGGCAAACUGUUUUAAUCAGGCAGGCUUUGUGUGUUUCUCCAUUUUCUUAUUUUCACCCAUUUAAUAUCCAGCGACGGCCAUUAACUGGUUUCACAAAAUUUAAUAAAAGAAAAGUGAUAGGCUAGUUGCAGAACCGUGGGGCUCUAGAUUUUCCUGGUGCGUGUGAAUGAUGUGGGAGUUGUCAGGGUCAUUGUGCCCUGGGAGAACCCGUAGAGGAGGAACUCGUAGAGGAGGAACCCCUGGAGGAACCCGUAGAGUAAGAACUCGUUGAAAAAGCCGAAGGGUUUCGAGGUGUUUCUGCAGUGUCCUGAGCCACAGCGGAACCUCUCAUUACUUCUGUUUACAAGCUGUAAUUAAAGCCGGAACAGAACACCCUCCUCAGCCUCUGAACUCCCAUUAAACUCCAGCUGGGUUUAAAUGCUGGGUUACUGAUUAGGCGCUUAUAACUCUGGGUAAUAACGGUGUUUAUAGUGAGAGUGUUUCAGCAUUAAUUAGGCUUGCGGGUAUGCAGCAUUAAACACAGGAGCAGAGUGUCCAACCAUGGAAACGAUGUGUGGGAAAUUUCCCCAAAGCCACUUCAUUUGGAUGCCUUCUAUCCAUCCACCCAUCCUUCCGUCUGUUCGUCCAUCCUUCCAUCCUUCUAUCCAUCCACCCAUCCUUCCGUCUGUCCGUCCAUCCUUCCAUCCUUCUAUCCAUCCAUCCAUCCAUCCAUCAGGUUUUGUUUCCUCUCCUGUCUGACAGUAGUGGGUCCUGUGGAACCGGACUGUGCAGGAAGGACCAGGUGGGGCUGGACCCCCUAAAAAUGCUCCUGCUGCACUCUCCGGAAGACAUUCUGAGAACCUCCUUACCCUCACCUGCAGUAAUACCCCCCCUUACCUGUCCUUCAUGGUGCCCCCCCCCCCUUGGGGUCACUAGCCUGUGCCUUCUGUCUUACUCACUCGGCUGGGCUGACUGUGUCUUCAGCUGAACUUUCGUCUUUUAUGAAACUUUUAUAAAGGUUUUAUUGCUGUACAGCAGUGAAAGUGGGAGAAAACUCAUGAAGUAAAGCUGUGAUGAUGCGUUUUCAUUUUUGAGGGUUGGUGAUGUGUUUAUGGCAUGUAAAUCACAUGUAAAAAAGAAGUGUGAAUAUUUGCGUAAUGACAAGACCUGUGUCAAGAAAUGAGCUUGUCUUAGUUUCUUUUUUUAAAGAAAUGAAUAAAAUAACUGAUGUUUGAAAAA
Anguilla rostrata (American eel) is the source of this 5885-nucleotide messenger RNA. RefSeq names its product dual specificity tyrosine phosphorylation regulated kinase 3 (gene dyrk3). Gene Ontology annotation, molecular function: protein serine/threonine/tyrosine kinase activity; ATP binding; protein serine/threonine kinase activity. Bases 1531 to 3249 code for a protein of 572 amino acids. Gene Ontology annotation, biological process: peptidyl-serine phosphorylation; cytoplasmic stress granule disassembly; peptidyl-threonine phosphorylation. Gene Ontology annotation, cellular component: cytoplasm; cytoskeleton; nucleus. The transcript is spliced from 3 exons. The record is from RefSeq and is a predicted model, not a curated record. Lineage: Eukaryota; Metazoa; Chordata; Actinopteri; Anguilliformes; Anguillidae.